This is a messenger RNA of Physella acuta, 1237 nucleotides long. Its product is annotated as putative thiopurine S-methyltransferase. Lineage: Eukaryota; Metazoa; Mollusca; Gastropoda; Physidae. The record is from RefSeq and is a predicted model, not a curated record. Gene Ontology annotation, molecular function: thiopurine S-methyltransferase activity.
AGUGGUGGCGAAAAAAAUGGAUUUGGAAAAGCUUUAUAUUCUCGUCUUCUGCUAAAUCUAGUUCAAUGGAUAACUUGCCGAAGAGAGUUGAGUUUUGGAAGGACAGAUGGGAUGAUAGACACAUUGGAUUUCAUCAAGCAGAUGUACACAAGAUGUUGUCUAAACACUUCACUAAACUAAUACCUGAUGGCAAAGCUAACAAGGUUUUCUUCCCUCUUUGUGGCAAAGCUGUUGAUAUGAGCUGGUUAGCCAGCCAAGGCUAUAACAUAGUUGGAGUGGAUGGAGUCAAGAAAGCAUUGGAGGAGUUUUUUACAGACCAAGGCAUUGAAUAUUCUGUUGAAGAUGUUAACCACAAUGGGCACAACUUUAAAUUAUUUAAGAGUAAAGAUGGAAAGAUUCGGCUGUACUGUACAGAUAUUUUUAACUUUACUCCUGACAUUGAAGGAACAUUUGAUGCAGUAUGGGACAGGGGAGCUCUGGUUGCACUAAACAGAGAGGAUGUUUCUGGAUAUGUAAAGAACAUGAAGAAACUUCUAAGUCCUAAUGGUAGAAUCUUAAUGGAAGUCAUGGAAUAUGAUGUUUCAAUCAUGGAUGGUCUUGAAGGUCCAAGCAAACCACCCCCACCCCAUCCAAUGUAUGAAGAUCAGAUCAAGGCUUUAUAUGAGCCAGAAUGUGAAGUCCAUUUCAUUGAAAGAGAUGAUCGUCAAAUACAAGGGAGGGAUGUUAAUACUGCAAUUUAUAAUAUUAUCAAGUUGCCUUAAAUGCUAUUAGAUUUAUUAUCUUUAAAAAUGCAUUGUCUUUCUAUUUUCACGUUUGUUUAACUAUAACAGCACUGCAUCAGAUUACUGACUCUUUAAUGUAUGUAUUUUAACCGGGUAUUAUAAUAUUUAGAUCUAUUUAAAUACUGUUUUUAGUUUUCAGGUGAAGUAUCCAUUUUGAUACUGAGUGUAAAGGAAGUAAAUAAUUACCUUGUUUAAUAAUAACCUAGCAAACUUUUAAAAAAUUGCUCACAUAUAUAUCAUGUUUAUUUGUUGCAAAUUUUGUAAAACAGAGUUUCUGUCAGAUUUUUUUAUUAAUUUAAAUACUAGAACUAUAUGUUUUACUUCUACUGAUACAAAAGCCAUCUCGUUUUAAUGAUCACUUAAAAACUUAUUGUAGAUUUAUUCUUGGAUGACUUACUGAAUUUUUAAAUGUAGCCUUGUCUUAAGAGAUGUUAAUGUAUUAAAAUGUGUCUUCA